UCCUUCCCACCCAUUUCGGCAUUUCUCCUCUCCCUCCCCGGUCCCGGCUUCCCUUCCUUUCUCUCUACCGCGCCACACCAAUCCGACCACCGCCAGCGGCUCUCCGGCGCGUACAACCUAGGGUUUUCUUGGCUUCCGUCCCAGGUUGUUGCCGUGCCAGCCAUCACAGGUUUCAUCUCCGUACCAUUUCUUGCCCAGGGCUGAACAAACUAACUCUCUCAACUGGUUACACCAACACAAAUGCAACGAGCUGCUCUACAAGUGCCUUGUUGAAGGCGCAUGUCAUAUAUUUGUAAGACCAAUUUAUAGACUCAUGGGCGACUGGGUUAUAGGAGCGUUGAUCAACAUUGUGGGCAGUGUUGCCAUCAAUUUCGGUACCAACCUUCUCAAAUUGGGCCAUGAUCAGAGAGAGAAGCUCUCCGCAAGUAACAGUAAUCAAGGCAAUGGCAAAUUCGUCCCGAAAUCAGUUAUGUAUUUCCAGACUUGGAGAAUAGGUAUACUCUUUUUCGCCGUGGGGAACUGCCUAAACUUCAUGUCCUUUGCAUAUGCUGCACAGUCACUUCUUGCAGCUCUUGGAUCAAUUCAGUUCGUAUCCAAUAUUGCAUUUGCGUACGUUGUGUUGAACAAGACUAUUACAGUGAAAGUCAUGGUAGCCACAGCUUUUAUUGUCUUUGGCAAUGUCUUCUUAGUUUCCUUCGGCAAUCAUCAAUCUCCUGUUUAUACUCCGGAGCAGUUGAUCGCGAAAUACAGCAAUUUGGUGUUUGUUCUGUAUUGCAUGUCAUUGGUCUUUGUUGUUGCAUUUAAUCAAUAUCUCUAUAGAAGUGGAGAAACAAUUCUUUCAGAUAAUGCAAAAAACACUGGCGCAUAUUGGCGAACGCUGCUACCUUUUUCUUAUGCUAUUGUAUCUGGUGCUAUUGGAUCUUGCUCCGUCUUGUUUGCGAAAUCAUUGUCAAACAUGUUGAGGCUCACGAUGAGCAGCAAAUACCAAUUCCACAGCUGGUUCACAUACUCUAUUCUUCUGUUAUUUCUCUGUACAGCUGGAUUUUGGAUGGCGAGACUUAAUGAGGGGCUGUCUCUGUUCGAUGCAAUACUGAUCGUCCCAAUGUUCCAAAUUGCAUGGACUUUCUUCUCUAUUUGUACAGGAUUUGUUUACUUUCAAGAGUAUCAAGUAUUUGAUACACUUAGGAUAAUGAUGUUCAUAUUGGGCAUGACAUUUGUCUUCAUAGGCAUAUCCUUGCUAGCACCUGAUGACAGCAAAGUAACUGAUAUCAAAGAUGGCUCCAGCGCUACGGAGGGCCCUACUAUUGAUUUGAACAGUGAAGCGCAUGCAUCAGGAAAUUGCAGGUCCAGAAAGUUGCAGAUGGAGGAGACAGAAGUAGAUGAUACAGACUCGUUCUCUUCGUCAGUAAAAGUGAAAGCAAAACGCAUAUUGUCUAGGGCUAAGUCGGCUUGCUCCAUGUCGCUUGGCCUCGGGGAGGAGACCAUCAGCGCUUCUUCGGUGCUUGCAAUGCCAAUGGUUUCCUCAAGAACUACAGGAUUUAGAGGAGCCGUGACUGACCGAUCAAAGUACAUACCCUUGCAGUCUGCCGAGUGGGAUAACCUAUAGCUGGUAAUGUUCCAUAGAUACACAGCACAGAUGUUUACCUUUUGAUGUUGCCAAGCGGAUGGCGGUAAAUUUUGGUUGCUUGCCAGGGCAAUUGUCCGUUGUGCGUUAUAGUACUAGUUAGCUGUAACACGAGUGUAUAGUUCCAGCAUUUCGCCUUGAAACAUUGUCCAUACUCCAUACCCGUGUUGUAAUUGUUGGUAACAGCUGCCUACACGAAACCUGUAUAAACACGCCAUGUUAGAAUAAACAUCAUUGAUUCAAUUCA
Messenger RNA from Lolium rigidum, 1871 nucleotides. RefSeq names its product probable magnesium transporter NIPA8. Gene Ontology annotation, molecular function: magnesium ion transmembrane transporter activity. The transcript is spliced from 14 exons. NCBI's taxonomy places the organism in Eukaryota, Viridiplantae, Streptophyta, Magnoliopsida, Poales, Poaceae. The record is from RefSeq and is a predicted model, not a curated record. Bases 314 to 1606 code for a protein of 430 amino acids. Gene Ontology annotation, cellular component: membrane. Gene Ontology annotation, biological process: magnesium ion transport.